Spinacia oleracea (spinach) is the source of this 852-nucleotide messenger RNA. RefSeq lists its product as uncharacterized. The record is from RefSeq and is a predicted model, not a curated record. Bases 1 to 852 code for a protein of 283 amino acids. The transcript has a single exon. NCBI's taxonomy places the organism in Eukaryota, Viridiplantae, Streptophyta, Magnoliopsida, Caryophyllales, Amaranthaceae.
AUGUUUGUUUAUAUGUUAUCCUGCUGCCUACAAAGACUUUAUGACCUUGAUAAUCACAAUGUUUUUGUAUCCAGAGAUGUGAUUUUCUUUGAGAUUGUUUUCCCAUAUGCCACUACACCUGAUUCUAUUCCUAAUAUUGUUUCUUCUCCUUCUCUAGUUCACUUUGGUACUGAUAAUUCUUCUUCAAACUUACAUUUUCACACUGUCACAAAUCACACCAGUGAACCUGGAAAUUCUUUUCUUUCUCCUAACUCUCCUAUCUUUUCUCACCCAUCUCCAAAUCCUUCCAAUCAUUUUAUACAUCCCGAUUCCCCAAAUUCAAAUUCUUCCAUUCCUUCUCCUAAUAUUUCUUUGACUUCUGGUAACCCUCAACCACCUCCUAAUCCAAUUGGUAUUCCUAUUCAUGCACCUAGACAGUCUACCAGAAAAAUAAAGCCUUCUUCAGUUCUUACUGAUUUUGUAGGAGGAUAUGUUCCCCAUAGAACUUCUUUGGUUCCAUCCAAUGACAGUGAAUCUUUGUCAUUCUCUGCUGAUUCUACACUGACUGACAAUAUUGCUUCAUUUCCACUUGACUUUGAUUGGUUACUUGAUCUGGCUUUACAUAACUUUGAUAUUUGGGAUUCUCUAGCUUUCUCUGUGUGUUCUACUUCAUCUGAUCCUCAACAUUACAAUCAAGCUAAGGAUAAUGAGAAUUUGAUUUUGGCUAUGGAUAAGGAAAUACAGGCUCUUGAGAGCAAUAACACUUGGGAUCUUACUUUAUUUCCCAAGGACAAGAAAGCUAUUGGUUCAAAAUGGGUUUAUAGGACAAAGUUGAAUCCAGAUUACACAAUAGACAAACACAGAGCAAGGUAG